GUCUUCUUCUACCUCCUUUCCUCCCUUUACCUUUCCUUUUUCUCUUUCAUCUCUCUCCGGCUCCAUAUUGAGAGCCUGAGCUCCGUCUCUUCCGUUCUCUGCUCUAGCUCCGUUCGAGCCUCAACAACCCACAUUUUCCCUUUCCUUAUGUGAAUCACCUUCUGUUCAAUUGGAGACACGUAGACAGCGAUGGAGCAUAUUGCGGCGCAGCUUAAACGGGGCAUCUCCAGGCAGUUCUCCACUGGCUCCAUCAAGCGGACCUUAAGUCGCCAGUUCACGCGGCAGUCGUCGAUGGACCCACGGAGGAAUAACCUCCGGUUCGGCUUCGGGAGGCAGUCCUCCAUGGACCCCAUUAGAAGGAGUCCUGUACGUGAUGAACUGUCGGUGCCGGAGAACCUUGAUUCUACCAUGCAGCUGUUGUUCAUGGCGUGCAGAGGGGACGUGAAGGGAGUGGAGGACUUGCUUAAUGAAGGGAUCGAUGUCAAUAGUAUUGAUUUGGACGGACGCACUGCGCUGCAUAUUGCUGCUUGCGAGGGCCAUGUGGAGGUCGCCAAGCUUUUGCUCAGCAGGAAGGCCAAUAUUGAUGCUCGUGAUCGUUGGGGGAGUACGGCAGCUGCUGAUGCUAAGUAUUACGGAAAUAUAGAUGUUUACAAUAUUUUGAAGGCCCGUGGAGCCAAAGUUUCGAAGACCAGGAAGACACCAAUGGCAGUUUCUAAUCCUCGAGAAGUUCCAGAGUAUGAGCUUAACCCACUAGACCUUCAAGUUCGAAAGGCUGAUGGUAUUGUCAAGGGUACAUAUCAAGUGGCGAAAUGGAAUGGCACAAAGGUUGCUGUAAAGAUUCUUGAUAAGGACAGCUGUUCAGACCCUGAGAACAUAAACGCAUUCAAGUAUGAGCUAACUUUGCUAGAAAAAGUCAGACACCCAAAUGUGGUUCAAUUUGUUGGAGCUGUUACACAAAAUAUCCCAAUGAUGAUAGUUUUGGAGUACCCUCUAAAAGGUGACUUGGGAAGCUAUCUUCAGAAGAAAGGGCGUUUAUCUCCAUCCAAAGCUUUAAGAUUCGCUCUUGACAUUGCUCGGGGAAUGAACUAUCUUCAUGAAUGCAAACCAGAUCCAAUCAUUCACUGUGACUUAAAGCCAAAGAAGACACCAAUGGCAGUUUCUAAUCCUCGAGAAGUUCCAGAGUAUGAGCUUAACCCGCUAGAGCUUCAGGUUCGGAAGGCUGAUGGUAUUGCAAAGGGGACAUAUCAAGUGGCAAAAUGGAAUGGCACGAAAGUUGCCGUAAAGAUACUUGAUAAAGACAACCAUUCAGACCCUGAGAGCAUAAAUGCAUUCAAGCAUGAGCUAACUUUGCUAGAAAGGGUCAGACACCCAAAUGUGGUUCAAUUUGUUGGCGCUGUUACACAAAAUGUCCCAAUGAUGAUUGUUUUGGAGUACCAUUCAAGAGGUGACUUGGGAAGCUAUCUUCAGAAGAAAGGGCGUCUAUCUCCAUCCAAAGCUUUAAGAUUUGCUCUUGACAUUGCUCGGGGAAUGAACUAUCUUCACGAAUGUAAACCAGAUCCAAUCAUUCACUGUGAUUUAAAGCCAAAAAAUAUUUUGCUGGAUAAUGGAGGUCAAUUGAAGGUAACUGGAUUUGGUUUGAUAAGAUUGUCACAAAUUUCACCUGACAAGGCAAAGCUAGCACAGCCAGCAAGUCACAUUGAUCAAUCAAAUAUCUAUAUGGCUCCUGAAGUCUUUAAAGAUGAAAUAUUUGAUCGAAGUGUUGAUGCAUACUCUCUUGGCAUAAUGCUAUAUGAGAUGAUUGAGGGAGUACAGCCAUUCCAUCCCAAGCCUACUGAAGAGGUUGUAAAAAUGAUGUGUUUAGAAGGAAAGCGACCAUCAUUCAAGAUCAAAGCUAAAAGCUAUCCUCCAGACUUAAAAGAGUUGAUUGAAGAAUGCUGGGAUGAAAGACCUGUUGUCAGGCCAACAUUUUCAGAGAUCAUAGUACGAUUGGAUAGAAUAGUUGCCAACUGCUCAAAACAAGGGUUGUUGAAGGGCACUUUCAAGUUUCCUUGGAAAUGAAGGGAGGUUGGAGCAAUGUUCCCUUGAAUACAAAAGGGGCCAAAGUAAACGAUUGGGUGAUUUUUCUGUCUCAAGAGUUUUGGUGCUACAUCGCAUACUUGUAAGAAUAUGACGUCACAUUGAAAAUAAAAAGACUAAUAGAAAUUUCCCUUAUUUGUCUCUUCUCCUCUUUAAGGAGCUGGAACAGUUCCUUCCUCUGUAUAAUGUCUGAAAGAGCUUGAGUUAAAUAUAAUUUGUUUGCAGGCAAAUGAAAAAUUUAAGAGGCAAAAGAAGGAAUAAUAAUGUACCUAUUUUUGCAUUUGGACCUUGUUCAUGACUGAAUUGAAAUAAAAAGACUAAAGAACAUCUAAUUCCAAUUCGAUGACCGAAGAAUUGGAGUUUGUAGACCCACAAUCAAUCCCAUGUAUGAAA
Rubroshorea leprosula is the source of this 2469-nucleotide messenger RNA. Lineage: Eukaryota; Viridiplantae; Streptophyta; Magnoliopsida; Malvales; Dipterocarpaceae. The record is from the annotation of a GenBank genome assembly.